This is a messenger RNA of Pseudomassariella vexata, 2130 nucleotides long. RefSeq lists its product as uncharacterized. NCBI's taxonomy places the organism in Eukaryota, Fungi, Ascomycota, Sordariomycetes, Amphisphaeriales, Pseudomassariaceae. Bases 1 to 2130 code for a protein of 709 amino acids. The record is from RefSeq and is a predicted model, not a curated record. The transcript has 4 exons.
AUGGGACGACGCGACCAUCGCCCGCCGCCCAAGCGCGGUGACCUUGAUCUGAGUGCACUGAUGAAUGUUGAACAGAAGAAUCAGCUGCAUCAACUCAUCAAUGUCAUCCUGGAAUCCAUGCAGAAGAAUGUCCGCGACAUCUUCGACAACAUGGGCAACGGUCGGGACGACGAGAAGGAAGAUGAUUGCGAGAGCCAGAAGGAAAUCGCGAAACCACUUAUCGAGCCCACCCCGGUGCCUGCGGUUUUGACCGCAGCAUCUGCGAACGGGUUUUUGAAGAUCCCCAAAUCCAUCGAGGAGGCCACCAACCUUCUCAAGAAGGAUGAGAGCGAGAUCCUAACCUCGAGUCUCAACGAGUUGAAGAGAGACGCGUUGACGAACUUCGGCAAGUGGCGUGGCACUGUGUUGCGCAGGUUCGGAGAUAUUACCAUCAAGAACGGCGGCAACGGCGGCAAUGUUACGAACCAAGGACCGCACCAACAGCAAGGAGGUAGUAGCAGACGCACCGGUGCCGUAAGAGGAAGACCUACGAGGCCAAGUGGUGGUGAUGUACCUGUUGAUGAAUCCAACGCGGCUCUCAUCAGAUUGUAUCCUCCGUCUCCCACACCCCUUGUAGGUCUGCCAAAGGAGAAGCGUGCCCUAAUCCUGCAUUCUGUGCUGCUCAUGCUACUUGGAUUGGAGAAUUACUCGACCUAUUCCCGGAUCCUCCUUCUCAAUCUGGCCUCUUCGAUGCAUAUUCCAAUGCACGUCCUGGCUGCAGAUGAGCUAAGAGUUGCCAAUGGCCUAGCACAAGUGAUCAAGGGCAUUUCAGCCGAGGAGAUUGCAGCGAGACGAGCCGAGGAGGGCAAGCUAGCACGUCGCUACAAGGUUCCUCCGGCCAGCACCACAAACAUCACUACCUUCGGUGUCAAUGGCGGACUUGCUGCGCCCUUGGCUUCUCUUGGGAUUGGAACCGUGUUCGGUGGUCUUGGGUUUGGGGCAGCUGCCGCAGCCGGACUGCUUGGAACGAUGGCAGAGAGCACCGUCGUUGUUGGUACGUUGUUCGGACUGUAUGGCGCUCGAGCAACGGGCAAGAUGGCAGACUCUUACGCCAAGGAUGUCCAAGACUUUGGUCUUCCUCCUCUCCACGGAUCCCUUGACAAGGACUAUACCGAUUCGAAGGAUGUACCUGCAGAGGAUCGCCGACUGCGCUUCGUUCUGUGCAUCGCCGGUUGGCUCGCAAAGCCGGAGGACAUUGUCAAGCCUUGGUUAUCUCUAAAAGACCAGAGUGAGGCGUAUGCACUGAGAUGGGAAAUCGAUGCUCUGAUGAAGAUGUCCCACGCUCUCAGCACCGUCUUCAGGAGUGCAGCAUGGACUGCUGCCAAGAAGGAGAUUGUCGGUCGUACUGUGUUCCAGUGUCUAGAGCAGAAUUAUUGGCCAAUUGACCUGCUGCAGUUCAGCAAAGUCAUCGACAACCCCUGGAGUGUCGGUAUGGUCCGCGCAGACAAGGCUGGUUUGACCAUUGCCGAUGCCAUCGUCAACAAGAUUCAAGGCGAGAGAGGCAUCACUUUGAUCGGGUUCAGUCUCGGUGCCCGCAUCAUCUAUUCAUGCCUCAUGUCACUGGCGGAGAAGCGGAUUUUCGGCGUGGUGGAGAACGUCGUCCUGAUGGGAGCUCCUUGCCCUACGGACUUGCGCAGCUGGGCAGCAAUGAAGAGCGUCGUAACAGGCCGUCUCGUCAACGUAUACUCCAAGAACGAUUACCUGCUCGGCUUUCUGUCGCGCAGCAGCUGCUAUCUUUACGGCGUGGCCGGACUGUCCAGUGUCUCGGGCAUCCACGGGGUUGAGAACCUGAAUGUCAGCGACACCGUGACUGGCCAUCUGCAAUAUCAAUACCAUGUUGGUAGCAUCCUGAAAAGCCUGGGCUGGGAAGAUCUGAACAGAAACCAGAUUGUGCAGGAACAGCAGUCUCUUGCUAUGCUCGAAGAGGAAGAGAAGCGACUCGACCAAUCUCGAACGGAGCGAGAAGCUCGCGAGGCGCUGGCCAGGAUGGAUCUCAACAAGGGAGCCCGGAAGACGAAAGCGGAGAAAGACCAGGAGAAACCCAACGAUGGUAAGAAGAAAGCCGGAGGAGGUGGCAAGCAGAAUAAGUAG